This is a messenger RNA of Moneuplotes crassus, 1469 nucleotides long. The record is from the annotation of a GenBank genome assembly. Lineage: Eukaryota; Ciliophora; Spirotrichea; Euplotida; Euplotidae.
GAUUUCUGAAUCUAAGAUGGACAAAGUUAUUAAAUACGCCAAAGAUCUCAAGAAACUUGAGAAAGCCAAGGAUUACAAUAGUUCCUUUGAAAAAUUCAAUGAGUUUAUCAAGAGAGACGCUGGAAAAGCAUUCAAUUUUAUUGUGGGUAUUGAUAUUGCCUCAUACACUGUGCCAAUCACCUACAUCCUGAAUAGUAUCUAUAGAAACAGAGGAGUCAGUGAGCAUAUUAACUUAAAGGAGCUUAUUGUCUUUACAAGGAACUUCCUCUAUGAGUUCAGUAGAGAAGAACUUUGUAGGAGCUCACUAUACAUGCUGGAGUUUUAUCAAUUAGCAGAAAUAUUUGCUUUUACAGUGGGACCACCUGAGUCAGACAGACCUCAUUGGCCCUCUCAUGUUUCAAGUGCUUUCCAUGUUGAUAGACCUUUACUUGGAGUCAAGCCAUUGAGGAGAGCAAUUCAGAAACUCCAGGAGAAGGAUACGCAGUAUACUCCUUUGCAUCCAUAUUUUGCAAUGCUAUGUAUUCACGCAAAAACUUACAGACAGGCUUUGCCAAUUAUUGAGAAGAAACUUCUCAGUGGAUUUGUCAAUGGGUACCAAGAUUUAGAGAGCAUCAUGAACUACAACUAUUACAGAGGAAUUUUAUUCACAGGAUUGGAGAACUACACUGAAGCAAGACAUUGCUUCCAACUUGUACUAGAUACUCCUUACCAGGUGUUGCAUAUCAGCCAGGUUCAAGCUUUCAAAAAGAUCUGCCUAUUAGUAUGGCUCACUUCGACACAUAACAUUCAAGACGAUGACCAUAAAGCAGUGAGACUCGAAAUUAGAAAUAUUCUUCAAUCUAAAGGAAUGCUUGGGAAGCAACUUGAAGAGAUUGCAGAAGAGUACUGUAAAUCUGAGUCUAUCAACAACUUCUUUAUCCAGACAAACUACGAAGCCAUCCUGAAAGAUACUAAUAUGGGGCUAGUUAAGCAAGUUAUUAAGAAAAUCAGGAACGAGAUCCUUGAGUCAAUGACUCAGACGAACACCAUGCUAACUCUCGAAGAGAUUAACGAUAGGCUUCAAGUUCACAGAGAAGUCUGUGAUGCACUUGAAGAAAAGCAUAAAUAGCGAGACUCUAAAGCAAUUGAAAGAUGCCAUCAUGGAAGAUUGUAAGCUUGAAUUGACUUAUGAUGACGAAGACCUAAAUUCUAUCUUGAUAAAGAUGAUUAAGAGUGGCAAGAUCAAUGCCAAGAUUGAUAUGAAGAAGCAAAUUGUUGUUUUCGACGAUAAGCACACCUCAAUAGAAGCCCUUGUAAAGAAGUUAGAAUCCCAAAACGACGAUAUCAUUCAGGUACUCAACGAAGUGGAAAAUACAGACAAAGAACUCUUGCUCCAGAAAAAGGCAGGAAUUCACGAUGCUGAUGGUCAAGACAUGCCUGAAUUCAUGGAUGGAAUGAUGUUCAUGGAUGAUGUUUAAAGGAAGAUAAAU